Molecule: messenger RNA, 1007 nt
Organism: Rubroshorea leprosula
Lineage: Eukaryota; Viridiplantae; Streptophyta; Magnoliopsida; Malvales; Dipterocarpaceae
Source: the annotation of a GenBank genome assembly
AUUGUAUAAGGUACACAGCUUCUUCUCCCGUUCUGAUAAUUGUAUCCUAAAUCACACUGAAUCUUGGAUUCAAAGACUUCAGGGAUGGGAAGUUUCUUCAGGAUGAUUCUUUUGCUUUUUUGCUUUAUCUUGGUGGUGGGGGUUACAGAGCUCCAUGCUGCCAGAGAUGAAUGCCAACCCACAAAGUGCAAUCACCAUACCAUCCGAUUCCCAUUCCAACUUAAGGGGCAGCAACAGCCGGAAAAGUGCAGCUAUCCUGGAUUUGAACUGUCCUGCAUGGACAAAAAGCAAACUGUACUAGAGCUGCCGCGGAAUGUGACGUUUUUCGUAAAGCGUAUAGAUUACAGAGCACGGAGGAUUCAGUUAUACGAUCCCCAGGGAUGCCUCGCGCGGCAACUUUCCAAUAAUUUAUCUGCAUCUCUCUUCCUGGAGUACAGCUCUCCAUUCAGCCCUCAAAUGCAACCUCAAGAAUACACUAUUUUCAAUUGUUCAGGCAAAGGACAAAUGCCAGAUAGAGAUGAAUAUCACACAAUUCCUUGCUUAAGCAUCCAAGGAUUCCAAGUUCUAGCUUUGCCUUCCGAUUAUGGUGCUGAUGUUCAGUUGAGUUGGUCCAAACCAAACUGUACCAUAUGUGAAGAGGAAGGCAGGAAAUGCAAACUGAAGAAAAAUAAUAGUACUACAGAGGACGAGACAGAGUGUUAUGGUAGAUCCAAGAAACAAAGAGAUUGUAAUAGAUUUGAAGAACAUAUCAAGAAUCUAACUUUUGAAUCUUUUACAGAUAGACCGAAACAACUGAUGGCUACAGGAAUAAUCCUAGAGAAUUUCGAAGCCAAGGUCAGCCAAUCGAGGGAAUUAGAUAGGACCCAUUGCAAGGAAGAAGAGUCUGAAUUCGAUUUGGAAUAGAACUCAAAUGCACAAAGGUAUGAAUUUGAAUUUAGAAGGAGAAGUUAUCCACAUUCCUAGUUGGGUUAUUGGAUUUCAAUUCCGAAUAAUAUUGGAUUUUAUCU